Branchiostoma belcheri (Belcher's lancelet) is the source of this 4459-nucleotide messenger RNA. Its product is annotated as ectonucleoside triphosphate diphosphohydrolase 4-like. The transcript has 10 exons. Lineage: Eukaryota; Metazoa; Chordata; Leptocardii; Amphioxiformes; Branchiostomatidae. Gene Ontology annotation, molecular function: nucleoside diphosphate phosphatase activity. Gene Ontology annotation, cellular component: membrane. Bases 338 to 2095 code for a protein of 585 amino acids. Gene Ontology annotation, biological process: nucleoside diphosphate catabolic process. The record is from RefSeq and is a predicted model, not a curated record.
UGACGGGAAUGCCGGGUACACGUAGGUUGAUGACGUGUUUGGCGACGCGGAUACGUAGGUAGGACGGUGGGUUGUAGUCUUCAUUUUUCCCCGUCAAAAGAAGGAACCUGGUCAACGUAAACCAACUACAAACACCCAAGAUGCCACCAAGACAUCACUGAUCUUCUAAGGAACGGGUCUUCUGGGCCAGAUCUGUGGAAGUUGGGCGAUAAGACGUCGUCAGCUGGAGGGAGUAACCGGGAAGUGUCACGUCAUCAUAUGGCCAGGUUGAGUAUCCGCUGCCCAGGACUGUCCUGUCAAUGGCGACCGGUCCCUCUCUCCCCCUCCCCCAAGUCCCAUGGAUUUCCCGGCCACACCCCACCUGGCUGCGCUCUUCAAGUACACCAUCAUCUUCGGACUUCUCGUGGCAUUCCUGGUGCUUCUCACGCUCGCUGUGGUGGAGAGCGACAAAUUCCUCCCGGCAGCGGGAAUCGAUAGAUACAUGCAGAGGAUGGCGUUCGGCGAGGCGACGGACACACGUGAUCCCAAUCUAUACUACGGCAUUGUUGUGGACUGUGGAAGUAGUGGAUCACGUGUGUUUGUUUACUCCUGGCCCAGACACACAGGGAACCCUGCACAGCUUCUUGAUAUUCGACAAAUGAGAGACCUACAAGGGAGACCUGUAGUUAAAAGAAUCACACCAGGUUUGUCCACCUUGGCAAGUAACCCUGAUGAAGCUAGUACAUAUCUAAAGCCACUGCUGCAAUAUGCUGCAUACCACAUCCCUCGGGACAAACACAAGGAAACCCCCCUCUACAUCUUGGCAACUGCAGGCAUGAGGAUGCUAUCAGAAAGUGACCAGGAAGACAUCUUGGAUAAUCUACGAGAAAAUGUUCCACUGGACUACGAAUUCCUCUUCUCAGAUACACAUGUGGAAGUCAUCUCUGGCAAACAGGAGGGAGUGUAUGCUUGGAUAGGGAUCAACUUUGUGCUGGGUAGAUUCAACCAUGCAGAGGAAGAUGACCCAAUGGUAGAGGUUGAGUUUGACCAGACCAGUCUGAGUGAGGCGUCCCAGGUUCCCUCCAUUCUGCGGAAGCGCACCGUUGGUGUGCUGGAUAUGGGCGGAGGCUCGCUACAGAUCGCUUUUGAAGUGCCUAAAAGUGUAAGAAUUGACAAGGAUGACAUUUCCAAGAGCCUGAUAGCAGAGUUCAACCUUGGCUGUGAUAAACACCACACAGAGCACGUGUACAGGGUGUAUGUGUCCACCUUCCUGGGGUACGGGAGCAACUCCAUCCUCAAGUUGUAUAGGGAGCAGAUGGCAAACACCUCAAGGUCAACAUCUAUCCUGGACCCCUGUCUGCCAAGGGACAUGCCAUUAGAACACACCACCCAAGAUGGCCGCCAUGUACACUUCAAGGGCACGGGGGACUACACAGUCUGUCGGACCAACCUCCAUCAUUUCCUGAACAAAACCGUCCCUUGUCAGAAACAACCAUGUUCUUUUAACGGUGUCUACCAGCCAAAUAUAGACUUUAAAAACAGUGAAUUUUAUGGCUUCUCAGAAUUUUGGUAUUCCAUGGAAGAUGUGUUAAGAAUAGGCGGGAAAUACGAGUAUAAAAAGUUUGAAAAAGCAGCCAGUGAUUUCUGUAAAACAAGAUGGAGCCUGCUGGAGGAUCGGUAUGAGAAAGGACUGUACCCCCAGGCAGAUGAGUACAGAUUUAGGUCCCAGUGUUUUAAGUCGGCGUGGAUGGCGACCAUCAUGCACGACGGCUUCAGCUUCCCCGCCAACUACAGCAGCCUACGGUCUGCACAGCUCAUCUAUGACAGAGAGGUCCAGUGGACUCUGGGAGCCAUCCUCUAUAGAACCAGGUUUCUGCCUCUCAAGGAAAUCCAGGCAGGAAUCCUCCAGCAGCAGUCCAGUUACAAGCCCCCUUGGGUCCGCGUGUCGGCACUCACCGGCUACCAGUACAUCUUCUUCCUCUGCUUCGGCAUCGUGGUCGCUGCCAUCUUCUUCUACAUCCGCCGCAUGGGAGGUCGACGGAUCUCACCUGUCAGGUCACCUCUGCACCACGUUCCCUCCAUGUCAUAUUUCAUGGUCGAUGAAGGCAUGGUUUGAAUCCAAGAAGAAAGAUUGCCUCAUCUUCUGAACAACGAUGAUAUAAGACAUCUUUGUUCAGGAGGAUGUCUGAUGUGACCAAGGUAAUCUGUACAUCUUGACAUCUUGUCUGGCUGUCAAGGUCAAGUCUGAUGUGAUCUUGACAGUCAAACAAGGAGGUCAGAAGGAGCAUGUACUGGGACUUGUAUGGACUUUAAACCAGUGGAGUAGUUUUUAUCUUGUCUCAACUACUGAGGUAUAAAAAUUGAAAAUCUAUACAAGUCUCGGUAUGUGCUCCUUCUGAUCUCCUUGUCUGGCUGUCAAUGUCACAUCAAGCUAUCCUUUUAACCAUCUAGGGUCAUGUACAGAGUUGUACAAAGUUGACCUAAAGAAAAUAUUGUUGCAUCUUGCAAUUAAAGACCAAAAGAUUAGUGCAAACUCUACAGAUCAGUUACAUGCAAGCGUUUAUGUUUCAAUGACCUUGUUAUCUCUGCAUCCAUCUUGGAUUAGAACUCUAUUUUGCCUGCCAUCCAGGCAUACAUUGUUAAUUAUAAUGUGGAAAUUUUGCGGUCAUUGCAGAAAAAAAAUGAGGAAUUGAAGCAAUCCUUUUUACUUUUAGACAAAUGAAGCACACAGACCUAUAGGGAACCGGAAGUGAUCCCCCAAAAUUGUACUCAAUGUAUGUUGUAGCAAACUUGAUAACAUGUUCUCUUUCAACAAAUCAUCCUUCUGUGACACCUGUUGGGUUAAACCCAGAGCUAGUGCAAUAUAACCUGGACAAAGAGCCUUGACUGUUUCAAUGUUGGAAUAGAGUCAUUUUAUCCUAUCAAUUUGUAUUUUCUUUAUAUGUACUGAUUAUGCAUAUGAUUCAUGUAUGGUUGAACUCAUGAUACAUGUAAUUUGAACAAAGAUUAUGCAAAUACUGUACAUGAAUAGCAAUCUCCUUUUAACACAUUGUACUCUGUAGAAAUAUUCAUGUUGAUAGCUAAUACAAGUUUUGGGACUGGAAACUGAGACAUAUACUACAGUAUUAGAGUUUUUCCUUGUACAAUCCUCUGUAGUUUGGUAGCGUGAGAAAAUAAUUUAGACGGUUUUAUUGUAUCAUUUGUCUCCUCCAAACUCCAACUAAUCAGAGUCAACUGCUCAACUCAAAUCUAGAUCUAGAAUCUGAUAGAACUCACACUCUCACUGCCAGAUAGUAAACAGUGCAAUUCUAAGUUGUACAGGAAAAAGAUUGCACACUUCAAACAGUAAUGUAUUUACAAGACUUACAGAGAAAGUUAUUUUUUAGAGAUUAAAGAGAAGGUGGCUGUGAGACAAUGGUCUGCCACAAAGGAUAUCCUAAAAGACAAAGUGUAACAUUCUUGUAUUCAGCACUAUUUAAACUAUGUCAGGUUAUAAAAGUAACAUUACAUAUACUAAUGAUUGUUACAUAUUUCUGUGCAAAAACAACCCACAGUAAUUUUGAUAACAAAGUUUUGGGGCACCAAGGAAAGAUCAUCCAAUCUCCCUGUUUUGUUCUGGACUCAGAAGAACUCAAAAUGAUAAUGCCAAAUGUGACACUUUGUCUUUGGGUAAUAUAUUAUUUAUUCAUCUAUGAUGGCAUAGGAAGCUGUCAAUAAAUUAUUUAUAAAGUUAUUUUGGGUUCAUCAGCACUUUGUGCCCAUGAAGAUCCAAGUUAUUGUGAAAUGUUCAUGGAGUUACUGUCACUGUACAAAGAGCCUUUCAGCUGAUUCAAAUCAAUUCUAUUAUUACUGGCUUGUAGAAAUAAGAAUUUCAAAAGUCAUUCAGUCAGAUUAUGGUAGUCGUUAGGAUGUGGUGUUCUCACAUUCUGGAAACUUUUUGUAAUUUAGAUGUAUCCUACUGAUGUGUGUAUGUUCAGUCUAAUCUGUGCUAACAUCAGAUCAGAUUCAAACUAACUAGGAUGGCACAGAUAUUAUCUGUGAUAUGUACAUGUAUACAGGCAUGUGCAAUGUGUGGAAAAGUGUGAAACUCAACAGUGUUACAUGUCUAAAGAAGAAAGCAAGCAAACAAAGAUAGUAUUCCAGCCUUCCACCCACUGCUCUGUGGUGAAAGUUGAAGUACAUGUAUCUUUUUCCACAUCGUAGUUGAAAUCGAGGGACCAGCGUCUUUUUCAUGUCACGUUUGUAUAGACUAGACUGGACUAAUGCUAGCCUGGGUGCCAGACCCAUAGCACACUACCAAGUUAUCCUGCUCACUGAGAUACUUUUUGUCCAGUGUGCUAUGGGUCUGGCAUCCAUGCUAGACUAAUGCUGGUCAUUUUGAAUCUGAAAUCUGUCAUUUAGCUAUAGGCUUCUAGGAAGUCAUGUCAGAAAUCUCACAUCUAAACUUCUUACUGAAAGUACAGUAAAGUUGAACAUAUCA